Molecule: messenger RNA, 1639 nt
Organism: Clunio marinus
Lineage: Eukaryota; Metazoa; Arthropoda; Insecta; Diptera; Chironomidae
Source: the annotation of a GenBank genome assembly
UUUAAGAUUAGUGAAAAUUUUGUUGCUAAACUCUGUCAGAAAUAUUCUGUGAAGAUCGUCAUUGAUCGCAAUUUAAGAAAUAAAGUGAAAAAAAUAAGUAAAGUAAUGAAAUUUCUUUCAUUUCUGAUAUUUUGCGUGUUUAUGCAUGCAACGUGGGCGGGUGACGAUAAACAAAUUCAUUUGGAAGAUAUUGAGAGAGACACUCUCAUAAGUGAAACUGAUCGAUCAAAGCCUCAAGACGACAAGGAACAGUCACAGCAAUCAACACAACAUAUUCAGCUGAGUUACUCAAAAAAUCCUCAAGAUAUUUUCGUUACACCGAUGCCGGGUCGUCAUGCUUCGAAAGAUUCGCCAUCUGAGCUCCGAUCUCAGCUUUACCAUCUCCCGAAGGUUCAUGAGUCUGACCAAACUUAUACAGUGCCAGCAAAACAAACUUUAAUCCACCCGAUUAUAGGCGGCAGUCAACCAAUUCAGCCAGUUAUCGCUCCGCAACCUCAGUACAUCUAUAUUCAGUCACCUCAAGCACAUCAAUCAUUUUUGCCACAACCCCAAGCUUUCGUUAUGGUUCCUUAUGCGACUCAAUAUACUCAACAUCAAUCACCAAUUCAUGUUCCGCAACAUUCUGUUUUAUCGCAACCGCAAAUAGCACCACCAACGCCAGCAGUCAUCAAUUAUUCUCAUGGAUCAACGUCACCACCUAACCAUCAUCAAUCCUAUCAAAAUUUGAAGUCGGUUGAGUACUCUCUUCCUUCAACUGCCGCGCCAUUACAGACGUCUGUGGAUUACAAGCAUGUAACGCCAAUAACAAUCGUGCCGAAGAAAACCUUGCCAUCAGUCUCCACAACUUCAUUCCAGCAAUUUUAUUCACCUGGCUUGGAAUAUCACUACACGGAAUCACUUCCAGUAACGAAAUAUUCGCCACAACAAACCUUCACUUAUCAACAAGCGCCAGCUCAUAAUUACAUUCCACAAAGUCAAGCUUUCAAUUAUUAUCAUGUUGGACCGAGUGCAGCAUACAACACAAGGCAUCAAUCUCAUGGAUUCAUGGAAUCUUACGUUCCAAAUCUAAUGACUUAUUCUCGUCCACAACACCAUCAUCAAUCGUCGCAAUAUAAAAACAAUUAUCAUCCGACACAAUAUCAACAAAGUCAUCAUCACAUCCCGCAGCAACUUUUCACGCCUACACAAAUUCCGCAUUAUGCGCCAUAUCCAUCCCCUCAAGCUUACAACACAAUUCAAUAUUCGGUUCCGUUGCCUGCUUAUGAUCACAGCAAAAGAUCAACAUCAAAAGCAACUGCAACAUUAUCCGUCAAAGCUCCUAAAGCGAAUUAACUUUUAAUUUGAAUCAUCUUUUGAAUGAUUUUCACAAUUCAAUUUUCUUUCAUAAUUUUUUUGUUUUAUUUGUUAUCUCCAUAAAUGUUAUUAAUAUCACAAGAAACUAAUGCGAGGUUGAGUAAUUUAUAUUAGCUAGUCGAUGCGAUGUUACGAGAUGAACAAAAACAAUACUUUUGUUUCUCGCAUUUUUUUUAUUGAUCAUAAACAUGGUUUGUUCAUUAAUUAAUUCAUUAUUAUGUUGCAUUAAAGUGAAAAAUAAUAUUUUCUUAAAUAAAAAUUAAUUUUUAUAAAUUAUGAUUGAAUU